Molecule: messenger RNA, 411 nt
Organism: Oldenlandia corymbosa var. corymbosa
Lineage: Eukaryota; Viridiplantae; Streptophyta; Magnoliopsida; Gentianales; Rubiaceae
Source: the annotation of a GenBank genome assembly
AUGGACUACAGUCUAGCCGCACUGAAGUUACUUUGUAUGCAACUAAAGAGUGCCCGCCAUAUACCCUCUAGCUCUCCGUCCAACUUUAUCCUGGGUGACAUUCUUUUUCAGCGCGCCUGGGUCCAGGGCAUUGUAGUGUCGAUACCGACUCCUUCCAGCGAAAAUGGCCGCUUUCUCCUUGAUGAUGGCACAGGCAUUAUUGAAAUUCUUCUCACUGGCGAAUUCCUCAACCGUCAUUGGGAAACUGGGAUGUAUUUGAUGGUGGUUGGAGGGUACUCAAUGAGGCCAGAUGACUUGCCCUUCAUUAAGGCUCACAAGAUGGUUGAUCUUUCUGCAUUUCCAGACCGAGAGUCGAUGUGGUAUCUUGAAGUCAUUGAGGCCUUCAAACUUUUCUAUCAUCAAACUUUGUAG